AUGUUCCUGCCACAGGCGAGGAGUUUGCUGCGUCUCCUGUCGUCCUGCAAGGUGAACGCCAAAGUCGCUUGGGUGCUGCAGGAAAGCCCGACGCUCGUCGCGGCAGUGCUCUGCUGGUGCUGGGGCAGCGAGGCCUGCACCAGCAGUUUGGGCAAUGUGGCGGUGCUGAUGUGCUUUGUCAUACAUUAUGUGAAUCGUUCCUUUAUUUACCCCUUGCGAAUGAAGGGCUCAAAACCCUUUCCCUUGCCAGUGAUGCUGAUGGCUGCUACAUUUUGCGCGGCCAACGGCUACGUCCAGUGCCGUAGCCUGACAAGAUACCUGAUGAUUCCCAUGAGCUGGACGACCUGUGCUGGGCUUGCCACCUGGGCGGCCGGCUUGUACAUCAAUGUAGAUGCAGAUCAUCGAUUGAGAAAUUUAAGGGCACCAGGAGAGACCGGGUACAAGAUACCUCGCGGCGGAUUGUUUGAUUAUGUCUCAGGUGCGAACUUCUUCGGCGAGAUUGUGGAGUGGGUUGGCUUCGCAAUCGCUAUGGGUGGCGCCCUGCCCGGCGUCACCUUUGCCUUUUGCACAGCUUGCAACAUCGGGCCUCGGGCUGUGACCCAUCACCACUGGUACGUGGAGAAGUUCAAGGAUGAGUACCCAAAGGACCGCAGGGCAUUGGUGCCAUUCCUGCUCUGA
Molecule: messenger RNA, 678 nt
Organism: Effrenium voratum
Lineage: Eukaryota; Dinophyceae; Suessiales; Symbiodiniaceae
Source: the annotation of a GenBank genome assembly